This is a messenger RNA of Phalacrocorax carbo (great cormorant), 5314 nucleotides long. Lineage: Eukaryota; Metazoa; Chordata; Aves; Suliformes; Phalacrocoracidae. The record is from RefSeq and is a predicted model, not a curated record.
ACGGGGAAUGGGGGACACCCACGACCCUCCUGGGUCAUGGGGUGAGGGUGGGUAGGAGGCAGACGCCUGGGUGCCCUCCUGGACCCCUGACACCUGUGUCCCCUCCUGGACCCCUGGUAGGACCGGGACAACUGGGUGCCUUCCUGGACCCCCAGCAGGACCUGGACACCUGGGUGCCCCCCAGACCCCUGACACCUGGAUCCCCUCCUGGACUCUUGGUAGGACCCAGACACCUGGGUCCCCUCUUGGACCACCCCCCGUAAGACCAGGACACCUGGGUGCCCCCUGGACACAGACACCUGGGUCCCCCCCAACACCUGGACACCGGGGUCCCCUCUUGGACCCCUCUGUAGGACCUGGAUGCCUGGGUGUCCCCCGGACCAAGACACCUGGGUCCCCCCGACACCUGGGUCCCCUCUUGGACUGCGACUCCUGGGUCCCCUCCUGGACCCCUUGGUAGGACCCAGACACCUGGGUCCCCCUGACACCUGGACGCCUGGGUCCCCUCCUGGACCCCCAGUAGGACCUGGACACCGGGGUGCCCCCUGGACCCAGACACCUGGAUCCCCUCCUGGACUCUUGGUAGGACCCAAACACCUGGGUCCUCUCCUGGACCCCUGGUAGGACCCGGACUCUUGGGUGUCCUGUGGACCCAGACACCUGGGUUCCCCUGACACCUGGGUCCCCUCCUGGACCCCUGGUAGGACCCAGAGGCCUGGGUCCCCCCGACACUCGGACGCCUGGGUCCCCUCUUGGACUUGGACUCCUGGUCCCCUCCUGGACCCUUGGUAGGACCCAGACACCUGGGUCUCCCCCGAGACCCUCCGACAGGUCCCUCAUGGGAUCCCUUGGGUCACCACACCCGGACACCUGGGCCCCUCGUGGGACCCUUGGUGCGGGUGCAGGACCCAGACACCUGCGUCCCCCCCGUGGGGCCCCCCCCCCACCGGAGGCUGUGACCACAGGGGGGCCCCCCCCGGGGGUGGCAGCUCCUCCCCGGCUGCCGGCGCCUGGGCGGGAAGGACCCCGGCAUCCGGCACCGUGUCGACGUUCCCAUUGGCCUCCGCGGCACCCUGGGGCGCAGGCGCGGCACCGCUGGCUUCCGGCACCCCCGCAAACCCCCAGGCCCGGCUGGGCCCCACCGCCACUGCUGCCCACAGCGGGUGGUCCCCGAGGCCGCCGGACCCUCCCCAGUGGGUGCACCAGGGGGAAGGAGCCCAUCGGCACCUGGUCUUCUCCAGGCGUGGCGGCGGCGGCGGGAAGGAGACCUACGCCGUCCGCUUCUCACCCGCCGUGGGGCCCCAUCACCGCCGGCUCCUCCCCAGACGUGGUGGCUCUUGGGGGGGGGAAGGACCCCCCGUUGCUGUGGAAGCCUCGCCAGAAGCAGUCAAAAACUCGUCUCCAUCGGCUCCUCACCAGAAGUGAUCCCACCAGGGCCUCGUCUCUAUCGGCUGCUCCCCAGAAGCAGUUCCACAGCAGGACCUCAUCUUCUGCUGCUCCUCCCCAGAACUGGUGCCACCAAGAGCCAUCUCCACUGGCUGCUCCUCAGACAGCACCCCACCAGGGCCUCACCUCCAUCAGCUCCUCACCAGAAGUGGUUGCACGGCAGGAACUCAUCUUCUGCAGCUCCUCACCAGAAGUGGUCCCAUCAGAAGCCAUCUCCACUGGCUGCUCCCCAGACACCAUCCCACCAGGACCCAUCUCCAUUGGUUCCUCCCGAGGCACCAUCUCACCAGGACCCAUCUCCAUUGGCUGCUCCUCAGACACCAUCCCACCAGGACCCAUCUCCAUUGGCUGCUCCCCAGACGCCAUCCCACCAGGACCCAUCUCCAUUGGUUCCUCCCGAGGCACCAUCCCACCAGGACCCAUCUCCAUUGGCUGCUCCCGAGGCACCAUCCCACCAGGACCCAUCUCCAUCGGCUGCUCCUCAGACACCAUCCCAUCAGAACCCAUCUCCACUGGCUGCUCCCCAGACACCAUCCCACCAGGACCCAUCUCCAUUGGUUCCUCCCUAGACACCAUCCCACCAGGACCCAUCUCCAUUGGUUCCUCCCCAGACACCAUCCCACCAGGACCCAUCUCCAUUGGCUGCUCCUCAGACACCAUCCCACCAGGACCCAUCUCCAUCGGUUCCUCCCUAGACACCAUCCCACCAGGACCCAUCUCCAUUGGCUCCUCCCCAGACACCAUCCCACCAGGACCCAUCUCCAUUGGCUGCUCCUCAGACACCAUCCCACCAGGACCCAUCUCCAUUGGCUCCUCCCCAGACACCAUCCCACCAGGACCCAUCUCCAUUGGCUGCUCCUCAGACACCAUCUCACCAGGACCCAUCUCCACUGGCUGCUCCCCAGACACCAUCCCACCAGGACCCAUCUCCAUUGGCUCCUCCCCAGACACCAUCCCACCAGGACCCAUCUCCAUUGGCUCCUCCCCAGACACCAUCCCACCAGGACCCAUCUCCAUUGGCUGCUCCUCAGACACCAUCCCACCAGGACCCAUCUCCAUCGGCUGUUCCCCAGACACCAUCCCACCAGGACCCACCUCCAUUGGCUCCUCCCCAGACACCACCCCAGCAGGACCCGUCUCCACUGGCGGCCGCCUCCGCCAAUCAGCAGGCGCCAUGGAGGCGUGGCGGCAGUGCGCCCGCUGGCUGGUGGCGGCGCGGGUGCUGCCCGCGGGGCACCGGGCGAGCAGCCCCGGGGGUCAGGUGUGGGACCUGGCGCAGGCGCUGCGGGACGGGGUGCUGCUCUGCCACCUCCUCAACGCCCUCCUGCCCCGCGCCGUGCCCCCCCGCGACAUCUGUCCCCGUCCCCAGAUGUCACAGUUCCUGUGCCUGAGGAACAUCCGCACCUUCCUGACCGCCUGCGCUGACAAAUUCGGGCUCCCGAAGCACCGGCUCUUCGGCGCCUUCGACCUCUUCGACGUCCAGGACUUCGGCAAGGUGAUUGACACCCUCUCGACGCUCUCCUGGACCCCCAUUGCCCAGAGCAAAGGCUUCACGCCCUUCCCUACUGAGGACUGCAUUGGGGACGAUGACAUCUACAGUGGCCUCUCCGACCUCAUCGACGACACAGCGGAGGAGGACGAUGAGCUCUACGACUGCGUCGAGGCCGAAGGGGACGACGGAGACGACAUCUACGAGGACCUGAUGAGGGUGGAGGCCCCCCCGGCUAUGAAGGUGGAGGUGGAUCGGAGGUUCUGCUGCCUCCAGGAGCUGAGGCAGACGGAGGAGAAGUACACCGAGACCCUCGAGUCCAUCUGCCAGCACUUCCUGCGGCCGCUGCGGCACUUCCUGCAGCCCCAAGACCUUGAGAGCAUCUUCAUCAACAUUGAGGAGCUGCUGCAGCUGCACCGGCUCUUCCUGGGGGAGCUGCGGGGGGCACUGGGAGGGUCGGGGGGGGCCCGCGGGCUGCCCCCCCUCUUCCUCGCCUACAAGGAGAGGUUCCUGCUCUACGGCCGCUACUGCAGCCAGGUGGAAGCGGCCGCCCGGCGCCUCGACCAGCUCGCGACCAGCACCGACCUCCGCAUGAAGCUGCAGGAGUGCUCCCAACGAGCCAACAACGGGCGCUUCUCCCUGAGGGACCUCCUGAUGGUGCCGAUGCAGCGGGUGCUCAAGUACCACCUCUUGCUCCAGGAGCUGGUGAAGCUGACCCCGGAGCCGGCCGAGAGGGAUCGGCUGCGGGUGGCCCUGGAUGCCAUGAGGGACCUGGCGCAGUGCGUGAACGAGGUCAAACGGGACAACGAGACCCUGAAGCAGCUCACGAGUGUCCAGCUCUGCCUCCACAACAUGCCGCAGUCCCUGGCGCAGUUCGGGCGCCCCAAAAUCGACGGAGAGCUGAAGGUCUCCAGCACCGAGCGGCGCUCCAAGGUGGACAGGUACGGCUUCCUCCUGGACAAGGCCCUGAUCAUCUGCAAGCGCCGUGGGGACUCCUACGAGGCCAAAGACGUUGUGGACCUGCAGAGCCACCAGCUGCGGGACAGUGGCCUCGGCCCCCGUGAUGGCAAGAAGUGGACCCACACCUUCCUGCUCAUCGACACGGCCGGGCUACAGGGCUACGAGCUCUUCUUCAAGACCCGUGAGCUGAAGAAGAAGUGGCUGGAGCAGUUCGAGAUGGCCCUCUCCAACAUCUUCCCCGAGCACGCCCUGGCCGACGGGCACGACUUCCAGAUGUUCUCCUUUGAGGACACCACGUCCUGCAAGGCCUGCCAAAUGUUGCUGAGGGGCACCUUCUACCAAGGGUACCGCUGCAGCCGGUGCAGGGCCCCCGCGCACAAGGAGUGUCUGGGGCGGCUGGGGACCUGCAGCAGGGGCGGCGCCGAUUCAGGCUCUGGCACAAGGAAGAACAAGUCGCAGCGGCCGGCCCCCGAGAAGAAGAGGGGAGACCUGGGGUUGCCCAAGAUGGAGGCGAGCCAGCCCUACAGCGGCGUCCCGCCACCGCCGGGGGCCCUGGGUCCCGCCCUGCGCCUCAGCCCUGGGGACGUCGUGGAGGUCACCGUGGCCGAGGCCGAGCAGCUCUGGUGGCAGGGCAGGAACGUGGCCAACGGUGACCUGGGCUGGUUCCCUUGCGCCGUCGUCAGACCCUUCGUCUGCGUGCCCCUGCCGGAUCUCUCUGUCUACCCCUGGUACGCCGGUCCCAUGGAGCGGGGGGAGGCCGAGCAGCUCCUGAUGCCCCGCUCCGACGGCGCCUUCCUGGUGCGGCAGCGGGUGAAGGACGCCGGCGAAUUCGCCAUCAGCAUCAAGUACCGCGGGGAGGUGAAGCACAUCAAGGUGAUGACGGCGGAGGGGCUCUAUCGCAUCACCGAGAAGAAGGCGUUCAAGGGGCUGGUGGAGCUGGUGGAGUUUUACCAGCGCAGCUCGCUCAGGGAUUGCUUCAAAGCCCUCGACACGGCGCUUGUGGUGCCUUUCAAGGAGCCCGAGAGCCGGGCUGGGCCCCGGCCACCUGGAGCCGUGCGCAGCUUUGGUUCGGCCAAAGCCCGCUACGACUUCUGCGCCCGGGACCGGACGGAGCUGACGCUGCGGGAAGGCGACAUCGUCCGUGUCCUCAGCAAGAAGGGCCACCCGGGCUGGUGGAAAGGAGAGAUCUACGGGCGGGUUGGGUGGUUCCCCGCAAACUACGUGGAGGAAGAUUACUCGGAGUAUUGCUGACCAUGGGCCCGCGCCCCAUCCCACCCACCACCUCCAGUCCCACCACCGGUGUCCCCCCAGCAGCCACCACGACCCUCCCCACCAUCCCCCCCCCCUCCACCCCAUUAAUUUAUGCCUCUUCCAGCCCAGCAGGGGCAAUAAACGAGGAAGAGGAUGAGCUGCGGGGUU